Molecule: messenger RNA, 1554 nt
Organism: Pestalotiopsis fici W106-1
Lineage: Eukaryota; Fungi; Ascomycota; Sordariomycetes; Amphisphaeriales; Sporocadaceae
Exons: 3
Coding region: 1-1554 (517 amino acids)
Biological process (GO): transmembrane transport
Cellular component (GO): membrane
Molecular function (GO): transmembrane transporter activity
Source: RefSeq, a predicted model, not a curated record
AUGGGGUUUCCAGACAGCAUUGAGCCGCGGGCCGGUGGAGAGCCAACCACGCCAGCGAAAUUGGAAGCAGACACUGCACCAGGACAAGACGAUUGUGAGACUACUCCGUAUCUAGCGCAAGAGGCCUUGUACAUCGAUGACCAGACAAACAAGAAGCUAUUCUGGACCGUUAAUCGGCGGAUUCUCGCAUGUAUGCUGGGAACUUAUUUCUGCCAGUCUCUGGACAAAGGCACUCUCGGAUUCUCGUCCAUCAUGAACAUCAGAGAGGACGCCGGUCUCGUGGGACAGCAAUACAGCUGGCUUGGGACAAUCCUCUAUAUGGGAGUGCUGGUGGGUGAAUACCCUACCAAUUUGCUCCUGCAGAAGCUUCCAGUGGCGAAAUAUCUCGCUGUCAAUGUCUUUUGCUGGGGUGUCGUCAUUGCCUGUUCAGCUGCAGCGAAUAACUUUACAUCGCUCAUGGUUGUCCGAUUUCUGCUGGGAGUCUUUGAGUCUUGUGUCCAGCCUACCUUUAUCAUCAUGACGGCCAUGUGGUAUACCAAAAAGGAACAAACCACUCUGACCUCUCUUUGGUAUUGCAUGUCCGGCGUGCAGCUGAUGGUUGGAGGCAUCAUCGCCUGGGGGGUAUCGCAUUUCAAUGGCCAUCCUAUCAAGUCAUGGCAACUCCUCUUCCUAGUCCUCGGACUUGGAACUUGUGUCUGGGCCGUCUUCAUUGGUUGGUGGCUUCCCGACUCGCCCAUGAAAGCAAAAUGUUUUGACGAAGAUGAGAAACGCCUCAUGAUUGAGCGAGUUCGCGCAAACGAGACGGGAAUCCAAAACAAAGUAUGGAAACGCUACCAAAUGAUUGAGGCUUUCAAGGAUCCUAUUGUUUGGUGCUAUGUUUUGCUCAACGUCACUUCAACACUUGUUAUCGGCGGUCUGGGCGUCUUUUCAAAUAUCAUCAUCUCCUCCUUUGGUUUCACCUACCUACAAACGCAGCUGCUCAAUAUUGCACAAGGAGCGGUCACGAUUAUCGUUAUGAUUGGCAGUGCUACGCUGGCGACAUGGACAAACCAGACAGCUUGGGUCAUGCAUGCUUGGACAAUUCCUCCAAUCAUUGGAACAGCCAUCAUCUGUGCCAUUCCUCCGACGAGCUCCAACAAGGUCGGACUUCUAAUUGCUUUCUACUGCACCCAAUUUUACCUGGCAGAGGGCAACCUGAUCUUUUCUCUCAUCUCUCGGAACGUCGCUGGGCAGACAAAGAAAUCGACAACGCUUGCAUUGAGCUUCAUCUUCUGGGCGGCAGGUAACAUGACGGCGCCACAGGUCUUCCAGGCAUCGGAUAGCCCACGGUAUCUCAAAGGAUUCAUUGCCCAUUUCUGCCUCUACGGUCUGUUCAACCUUGUUCUGGUCGUUUUGCGAAUUCUUCUCGUGCGCCGGAAUCGCGCCAAACGAAGCGAUGCGGCCGAGACUCAAAGUAAUGGUACUAAAAAUGGCUCGGAUGAGAAAAUUGAGCACGUUCACGCAUUUCAGGAUUUGACAGAUAUGGAAAAUCCUGAUUUCAGGUACGACUUUUGA